Athene cunicularia (burrowing owl) is the source of this 3890-nucleotide messenger RNA. It is a transcript of the gene TAF4B, whose product is annotated as TATA-box binding protein associated factor 4b. The record is from RefSeq and is a predicted model, not a curated record. The transcript has 15 exons. Gene Ontology annotation, cellular component: transcription factor TFIID complex. Gene Ontology annotation, molecular function: DNA binding; RNA polymerase II general transcription initiation factor activity; protein heterodimerization activity. The coding region runs from base 1 to 2343 and encodes 780 amino acids. Gene Ontology annotation, biological process: DNA-templated transcription; transcription initiation at RNA polymerase II promoter. NCBI's taxonomy places the organism in Eukaryota, Metazoa, Chordata, Aves, Strigiformes, Strigidae.
AUGGUGUGUGUUGAAGCAGGAACUGUUCUUAUCAGAAGCAGUAAUGGCCAACUAAUGCUAGUAUCUCAACAAGCAAUAGCACGAGCACAGAACCAGCCACAAAAUAACACAAGUGUGAGACCAUCUGUAGCAACCAGCACACCUGCAAUCAGAAUAUGUGCUGUACAGAACUCUGGCACCCAGUUACUAAGGAAAGUAGCAGCUACUCCUGUGAAAACAUUAUCUCAGACAACAAAUGCUGUGGCUUCCACUGUUCAGCCACCUGUUGUAAUACAGCCAGCAGCUGCAACAGCUAGUGUUACUACAGUUACUGCUGUAAAGCCUUCGAGUACUGGAACACCUGUAAAACUUCCAGUUACAGGACCACCUGCACAAGCUAUCUCCCAAAAGGCAGUCUCUGUGAAAGCAGAGGGCACAACAGUAGCACAGACCAGCGCUUCUACAGAGAUGCUAGAGAAUGUGAAGAAAUGCAAGAAUUUUCUUGCUACGCUAAUAAAACUGGCAUCUAGUGGGCCUCAAGCCCAUGAGAUGGGGCAGAAUGUGAAGAAUCUGGUGCAAAAUCUAUUGGAAGCAAAAAUUGAACCAGAAGAAUUUACAAAAAAGCUUUACAUAGAGCUCAAGUCAUCACCACAACCAUAUUUAGUUCCUUUUCUGAAGAAAAGCAUGCUUGCCUUACGGCAGCUAAUGCCCAACGCUCAGAGCUUUAUCCAGCAGUGUUUGCAGCAGCCAGCUCCAACCCAAGAAGCUGUUUUGACUUGUACCUCUGCAACACCAGCUCCUUCGAUAGCAGUGACAACCUUGGCUGUAACAACAACUUCUCUUCCAGUUAUAAAACAAGAAUCUGCCUCUGUAACAGUCACAGCCUCUCCAUUUAUAAAACAAGACUCUGCCUCUGUAACAGUCACAGCCUCUCCAGUUACAAAACAAGAAUCUGCCUCUCUAACAGUCACAGCCUCUCCAGUUACAAAACCAGUGUCUGCUAGUGCAUUGGCAACAGCUUCUCUGCAGACUGUGAAGCCUGUUCCUUCUUCUGCAGUGGUGACAGCAUCUCUUCAGCCUGCAGCUCCAGUGCUUACCACAACAAUAGCAACAUCAGGGCCGACUGCUAUUCAAACUGUCAAGCCAGUCUUCCCCUCUGCAGUAGCAACACCAUCUCUCCAGUCUACAAAGCCAGUGCUGGUCUCUACAGCAGCAUCUUCAGCAACAACCCCUCUCCAGCCUCUGAAACCGGUCAUUGGAACCCCAAUCAGUAUUAAAAUCUCAAAGCCAAACUCCAUUGUUGCACAGUCAGUGGGUGCUCAGCAGGUCGUUAAAGUGAAACAGUUGGUAGUCCAACAACCAUCAGGAACCAUUGUAAAGCAAGUAUCUACAGUCCCCCAACCCUCAACACUGACCAUACAGACAUCUGCUGAGGAAAGGAUGCCACUGAAUACACUUGUUCAAACUAAUCGGUUUCCAACAGGUUCCAUUCUGAAACAAAUUACCCUGCCAGGAAAUAAAAUUCUGUCGCUUCAAGCAUCUCCUGUUCAGAAAGCUCAAAUAAAAGAGAAUGGAGAAACAUCUUUCAGUAGAGAUGAAGAUGACAUAAAUGAUGUGACUUCUAUGGCUGGGGUCAACCUGAAAGAGGAGAAUGCGUGCAUUUUGGCAACAAACUCUGAGCUUAUUGGUACAGUGAUCCGCUCUUGCGCAGAUGAACCUUUUCUCUCCUCAGAAGUGCUUCAGAAGAGGAUCUUGAACAUAGGUAAAAGGCAUGACAUUAUGGAACUUAACUCUGAUGUUGUGAACUUGAUCUCCCAUGCUACACAGGAGAGAUUACGAGGGCUCCUAGAAAAACUAACUGUAAUUGCUCAGCACAGAGUAUCAACCCACAAGGGGAGCGAUAGAUACAUUGUAUCUAGCGACACUAAAGCGCAGCUGAGAUUUCUUGAAAAGCUUGAUCACCUAGAAAAGCAGAGAAAGGUCGAAGAGGAACGUGAAAUGUUGCUUCGAGCAGCCAAGAGCCGUUCCAAUAAAGAAGAUCCAGAGCAACUGCGGUUAAAGCAGAAAGCGAAAGAGAUGCAACAGUUGGAGUUAGCACAAAUGCAGCAAAGAGAAGCCAACCUCACAGCUUUGGCGGCCAUUGGACCAAGGAAGAAAAGACCAUUGGAUUCAUCAAACGUUGGAUCUGGGCUGGAGGGUUUCAAUGGCAAUGGAACUGCUUCUGGAUCAUCAGGUUUUAGCCUUACGAAACAGCUGCUCUGUCCAAGAAUAACCCGUGUCUGUCUCAGGGACUUGAUAUUCUGCAUGGAACAAGAGAGGGAGAUGAAGCAUUCUCUAACCUUGUACCGUGCUCUUCUGAAGUGAUUUGAAUUUUACAUUUCACCUUGCUGUCUACUGCCAAAGAAAACACUGAAGCAUUGUUGCACUGUCUUGAAAUUCCUAUUUCUGGAAAAUGAUCCGUUGUAAGGAUAACUCUUGUUUACAGAUAAACAUUUUUAUUAAAUACCUAACUUAGCACCUGUAGGGUUUUUAAUAAUAUUUGGCUUAAACCAGUCUGUAAACCAGUGAAAAUACUCAGCUGCACAUACAAGCACCUGACUACCUGCUUGCAUUUAACUGUCUUGCAAGCUCUGAGGGCUUGAUAUGUGUCCCUAGUUUAUGGAUGUCGCUUGCUUCAGUACUCCAGAGUCUGCAACAUCUGUUCUACGUGUUGUGCCUUCUUCUAAUCCAACCUCAUUUAGGGAAACAAAUAACACUUUAAAGGCACUGCAUAGCAUGGCAACUGUAUUUAAUCAUGAACCAGCAGUCAGUCAACAUGCUAAUGUAUUGCCUACCUGACUCAGCAUGUCCUUAAGUUUUCUGGUUUUAGAAUUACUACUUGAUGCUCGUUUGUGAAGAGCAAAGUCACAAGCUGAAAGAAUGAGGGGUGCUUUCUCCAACCCCCCCGUUGCUUCAACUUCCCUCCUCCUUUCCUCUGAGAAAGUGACUGAGGGAAAGUGAACAAAAUUAGUCAUUCUUAUGAUUGAAGUACAUCAGACAGUGUAGUUGAGCAUACUUCGAUGUUCAGGGAAAAUUUGGAAUUACUAAAUUUCAAUACAAGGAGUGGAAGAGCCUAAAAAGGAAGGAUAAAUGAAAGAAACGGUUUAUCUAGAUACAAAAAAUACCAUUGGACUUGAGUAUUAGAUGUAGAAAGAAAUGAACAAAAGCAACCCGUGCUGACUGCAAAAGAAGGGAAAGCUUGGGAUGCACUGAAACUUUGCAGCUGGAGUUUCUCUAAAGGAGAAGAGCAGUGUUUGCAAAGCACAGGAUUCACUGCUUUAUUUGAAAUAUUGCUUUAAUACCUUAAUGUGGUAUAAAAGGGAAACUUCCCAAAUAACAGGUAUUUAGGCAGUUGUCUGGUUUCCAUUGAGUGAGGAGGAGGACUCCAGAUUAUUAAGACUGCUAGAAUAGAUUCACAAACUUUCAACUUGCUGGUAAAGACUGCCUUGUGGUGAAAGGAAAACCUUCUGGGUCACCCUUUUCCACAGCCUCCAAACAUUUUGCCUCCCAUGACACAGUGCUAUAUAGCAUGGCUGUUUCCCAGGACCGGGGGAAAGGCUCUGACUGUAUUGAAUGGCUUCCUGCUGAAACUUUUCUUUUAAGGACAAGCUUCCUAUGGUUAUUUGGCAUGCUACUUCAAAACUUGAAGCAAUGAUUCAGACGCCCUCCACCGUCAGAACUACCGUAGAUAGUUACCAAAUUCAAUAAGUUUUGAAUAGGUUAUGGGGUUUUUUGUUGGAACAGUAGUAAACAAAUCUAGUAAACAAAUGCUGUAAAUUAUUUAUAUAUGUAUAUAUAGCAUAUAUAUAUAUAUAUAUAUAAAAGAAAAGCAGUACUUUGAGUAAGCUAUAGUUUGCAAGAUAUUGACCACA